UAUUUGUUUCUCUCGCUAGUCGAAAACAGAAUUUAGUCGCAAUGAGUGGAAGAGGUAAAACCGGGGGAAAGGCUCGUGCCAAGGCCAAGACUCGCUCUUCCAGGGCCGGACUGCAGUUCCCCGUCGGCCGUGUUCACAGGCUUCUCCGCAAAGGUAACUAUGCCCAGCGCGUCGGUGCCGGAGCUCCGGUGUAUUUGGCCGCUGUGCUCGAGUAUCUGACCGCUGAGAUCCUGGAGUUGGCUGGAAACGCCGCUCGGGACAACAAGAAGACCCGCAUCAUCCCUCGACACCUGCAGCUGGCGGUGCGCAAUGACGAGGAGCUGAACAAGCUUCUGGGUGGCGUGACCAUCGCUCAGGGUGGUGUGUUGCCCAACAUCCAGGCCGUGCUGCUGCCCAAGAAGACCGAGAAGCCCGCGAAGGCCAAGUAAACUGACGGAAGCUUCUCUGCAAACCAAAGGCUCUUUUAAGAGCCACACAAUUUCUCCCUGAGAGAGUCAU
Messenger RNA from Rhinichthys klamathensis goyatoka, 498 nucleotides. RefSeq names its product histone H2A-like. Gene Ontology annotation, cellular component: nucleosome. The record is from RefSeq and is a predicted model, not a curated record. Gene Ontology annotation, molecular function: structural constituent of chromatin; DNA binding; protein heterodimerization activity. Lineage: Eukaryota; Metazoa; Chordata; Actinopteri; Cypriniformes; Leuciscidae. The transcript has a single exon. The coding region runs from base 42 to 428 and encodes 128 amino acids.